Molecule: messenger RNA, 3460 nt
Organism: Malaclemys terrapin pileata
Lineage: Eukaryota; Metazoa; Chordata; Testudines; Emydidae
Product: broad substrate specificity ATP-binding cassette transporter ABCG2-like
Exons: 16
Coding region: 413-2389 (658 amino acids)
Cellular component (GO): plasma membrane
Molecular function (GO): ATP binding; ATP hydrolysis activity; ABC-type transporter activity
Source: RefSeq, a predicted model, not a curated record
GCAGAACUCCUGCUCCAAUGCACUUUAGUUCAUUUGUGGCACCCUUAGCUAGAAAAGCUAAGAUUAGGAGCUGCAUGUGCCUCUGUCCCUGCCCCUGGACUGGGAGCCUCUCUCAUUUCAGCAGCAAAGAGGAGGGGAGGUGACUGUCCUUUGCAAGGCUCUGUGGGGGAGGGAAAGGAGGGGUUUCCUGUGGAUUAGCCCUUGAUAUUACAGAAAGCCUGGUGAGCCACUGGUGAGACUUCACCUUCCUUUGAGCUGCAUAAGAGGCUGGGAUCGCUGCUGCACUUGCCACUCACCGCUCUUCCCCUGAUUCCAGCUGUGUCCCAGUACCUGUCUGUAUCACCCGUAAGCUUCUUCACUGCCGCUGCCUUCUGCACGGACCAAGAUCCACUGGAAGUGGAAUCCUUCCAAAAUGACAGACAACCAGUCAGACAUCAGUAUUCAAAUGUCAAGUACAAACGGCCUCCCCAGCAGAAAAGAGUCCUCUCAAGACCCAUCAGUCAGCAGAGGAACCACUGUGACCUUUCACAACAUCUGCUACAGAGUGGAGGUGAAGAGUGGCUUCAUAUGUUGUCGAAAAACAACCGAUAAAGAAAUUUUGAAAGAUAUCAAUGGGGUUAUGAGACCAGGACUGAAUGCAAUUCUGGGACCCACUGGCAGUGGCAAAUCUUCGCUAUUGGAUAUCUUAGCCGCAAGGAAAGAUCUUCAUGGGCUGUCUGGACACGUUUUGAUAAAUGGAGCUCCUCAGCCUGCCAACUUUAAAUGUAUCUCCGGAUAUGUGGUACAGGAUGAUGUGGUGAUGGGAACCCUGACAGUGAGAGAAAAUUUCCAGUUCUCAGCAGCACUCCGGCUACCCAUGUCUGUGAAGGAACGGGAAAAGAAGGAACGAAUUGACCAGAUCAUCAAGGAACUGGGUUUGACCAAGGUGGCAGAUUCCAAGGUUGGCACCCAGUUCAUUCGUGGGGUAUCUGGGGGAGAGAGAAAACGGACCAAUAUUGGAAUGGAACUCAUUACUGACCCUGCAGUCUUGUUCUUAGAUGAACCAACUACUGGAUUAGAUGCCAGCACUGCCAAUGCGGUCUUGCUGCUCCUGAAAAGGAUGUCAAAGCAGGGGAAAACAAUAAUCUUUUCCAUCCAUCAGCCCCGGUACUCCAUAUUCAGAUUGUUUGACAACCUGACAUUAUUGGCUGCAGGAAGAAUGCUGUACCAUGGCCCUGCUCAGAAUGCCAUUGAAUACUUCAAAUCUAUUGGUUAUGAAUGCGAGCCAUUCAACAAUCCUGCUGAUUUUUUUCUGGAUGUCAUUAAUGGAGACUCAACUGCUGUGGCAUCAAGCAAGGACGAUGCUGAUCUAGAUAACAUUGAAGAACACAUCAACCGUGAUAAGACUUUGGCAGAGACGUUAGCAGAGCACUAUUCCAGUUCUACCUACUACAAAGAAACGAAAGCAAUAUUACAGAACAUUUCUUUGGAGGAUAAAAAGAAAGUGAAGACAAUUUUCAGACAACUUACGUAUACCACUUCCUUCUUUCAUCAGCUCAAGUGGGUGUCCAAACGCACAUUUAAAAACUUGAUAGGCAACCCUCAAGCCUCCAUAGCUCAGCUGUGUGUUACAAUUUUCCUGGGACUAGUUGUAGGUGCCAUUUUCUUUGGGAUAAAAGAUGAUUUUACCGGUGUGCAAAACAGAAUUGGAGCAAUGUUCUUCGUGACCACCAACCAGUGUUUCAGCAGUAUUUCAGCUAUUGAACUUUUUAUUGUGGAAAAAAAGAUAUUUAUACAUGAAUAUAUCAGUGGGUACUACAGAGUGUCUGCAUACUUCAUCUCAAAGCUAAUGGCUGAUCUAAUACCCAUGAGGACUUUACCAAGCAUCAUCUUCACCUGUAUAAUUUAUUUCAUGUUAGGUUUGAAGCCAAGAGCAGAUGCCUUCUUUAUAAUGAUGUUUACUCUUAUGAUGGUAUCCUACACGGCCACUGCUAUGGCGCUAGCAAUUGCAACAGGACAGGACGUGGUAGCUGUAGCUAAUCUACUCAUGACCAUCGCGUUUGUUUUUAUGAUUAUUUUCUCCGGGUUGUUGGUAAAUCUUACAAGCGUCAUGUCUUGGCUUUCCUGGCUGCAGUAUUUCAGCAUCCCUCGAUAUGGCAUGACAGCUUUGCAAGUUAAUGAAUUUACUGAUCUGAAAUUUUGCCCUGGUAUCACUAAUACAAGUCAGAUUGAUACGAACUGCACACAGGUUAGCCAACCGUAUUGUACUGGAGAAGAAUAUUUGAAAAACCAAGGAAUUGAGGCAACUUCCUGGGGCCUGUGGCAGAAUCAUGUGGCUCUUGCAUGCAUGACAAUCAUUUUCCUUACAAUUUGUUAUCUGAAACUGCGCUUCAUGAAAAAGUUAUCUUAAAACAAAAGUGUAAAUAAACUGUGAUUCACACUGUUUGGAUAGUUUUAUAAGUUAGAAAACUGAAUUGAUUUUUUGUUAAUAGUACUCUUUUGUAUCUUAUCUCUUGCCUCAAAAUUGAACAAAGUUAACAAAAAUCUUCAGCAAUACUAAAUAUUCAUUGAAAUUGCACUUUUUGGAAAUUUACAGUAUUCCUGAAUUUUCUUUUUGGUCAUGAAAUGUACAUAUGAGUAUUCAUCUCUUCAUUAGACCAAUUGUAAAGGGUGCAGUGCCACAAAAGGAGAAGCAGGCAGAAGGUGAGGUUAUGGCUCUGCCCAGCCUCUCACAUCUGCUCACUGGUCAGAUGUAAAAUCGGUUUGCAUGGCUUCAGUAAUGUGGAAAUAUUUAUUGCUGAAUACAAACUUAACUAUCAUGCAUGGGAAAAUGUGCAUUAAAUAUACAUGCCAAAUAUAAUGUAUAUUUUCUUUGCACAAUGUUUCAGUUAGGAACACAAAUUACCAUACUGCAACAGACCAGUAAUCUACUUUGGUGUCCUAUCUCCAUUGUGAGAUUUUUUUUUUAAAGUAAUAAUUUUUUGGUUAUUUUUAUUUGUCUUCUGCUCUUAGGGUGAAUUUGCUUCAUGUUUUCAAGCUUUAUUCUGGAACCAUGUGGGCUAGAAACUUCUUUGAAGUGAGAGCUGAGAUUCUCAUGUAAUCUCUUGAUUCCAGCCAUUGCUUGGUGUUUUCCUUAAACCCUCAUCGCCAGACUCAUGAUCAAAUAGUGAGAGCUGGCAACACUGCCUUAACAACAUACUACAGCUGUAAUACCUGGAGAAACUACAUAUUAAUGUAAAUAAAUUAUCACUUUAUGACAGGUUUCAGAGUAGCAGCCAUGUUAGUCUGAUCCACAAAAAGAACAGGAGUACUCGUGGCACCUUAGAGACUAACAAAUUUAUUUGAGCAUAAGCUUUUGUGGGCUACAGCCCACUUUUUCGGAUGCACAGAAUGGAACAUACAUUGAGGAGAUAUAUAUACACACAUACAGAGAGCAUGGAAAGGUGGGAGUUGUCUUACCAACUCUGAGAGGCCAAUUAAG